AUGCCAGCGCCCAGCCCGGUGCCCCUUCCGGCACCCGUGCCGGCGCCCAUGCCCCCCACCGUGCCAAGAACCACGGUGGUGGAAGCAGAACCACCGCCGCAGCGCAUCCCGCGAGCACGGGAAGAGCGGGAGGACCUGAGCCGACUCCUGGUCUUGGCCCAGGUGGUGGACAGCGAUCUCGAAGAGGAGGAGACCUCGCCGCGCCCGGACUGUUCGGGAUGGGGGAUCGCUUGGGACCCCUCCGAGGCCGCCUUAAGCGGCGGUGCGCGGCCUCUCCGCGAUGAGGAGGUCUUGUGCAUGUUCGAUGAGUUCUUGUACCGGGGAGAACUGCCCGAGUUCGCCCUUGCGCUGGCCCAGUUUGACCGCAUUGCCGAGAACCUGAAGGCGCAGGAGCUGGACAAGAUCAUCCUGCCCUGCCUCGAGGUGAUGGAAUUCGCCAACCGGUACCUUCGGAUGGACGCAAUGCGGGAAACUGAGCGAAGGACAUCAAUUACCAACCAGAUUCCGAUGGGCCUAGGUGCCUGUGGAGCAACUCGGGCCUGCGAUGCGGCAGAACGCAGCGCUGCUGGCCGUGGCUAUGCAGGCCUGCCCUAUGGCCUGGCGCAAAAAUCCAUGAGGGGAGCGAGGCGCGCCGAAGAGUCCGAGGAGCCGAACCCAACAAUGGCCCGAGGCCUUUUCGGCUCCAGCUGCGAGAAGCCCGGAGCGGGCACAAAGCAGGUGGCCCGUGGACCUGGGGGAUGUGUCAAUGCUCAACCGGGCCUUGAGGGCUUCAAGCAGCCGCAGACCAUCAUGUCCUUCUUGGUGGAGCCCUGUGGUGUGGUGGCGCCACACUUGCAUGCCAACUCUGUGGAGAUCAACACGGUAAUCCGUGGAGCAGGCGUCAUCGGUCAGCUGACGACGGAAACGAACCACCUCGAGGUUUCCGACGUCAGAGCGGGCGACUCGUUCUUCUUUGCAGAGGCGGCUUACCACUGGUGGGUGAACCUCGGCGAGGAGGCACUGGUGACUGUUGGCGCCUUCUUCAACACCGAUGACCCUGACACGGCCCUCGUGGGAUACGAUGAUGGAGUGGGAGUUGUGGGUACCUUGAUGCAGGACAUGCCUCUGCUGAACACCAUGAUCGGCCAGUCCAAUGGGCGCAAGAACACCGUUCCCCUUCAGGACGGCGACAGCCCACUGUUUCCCAAGCUUACCCCAGAGGCCUGCGCCGCUGCCCGCUCCCGACAGCGCAGGGCUGCAAGGGACAGCUUCCAGAAGAACCCCAGCGGCACGGACAUGUUCCGGGCAGAGGAGCUGAGCUCGGGAAAGUACGGCCUCACCGCAGCAGACACCCCUGUCUCUUGCCCCAAGCCGCCCUGCGGCGGAGGUGAGGGCGUCGCAGGCACCGAGUCUUCCCGACCGAGCUUCGAUGGAGGUUACAGGCUCCCUGAAAUCCUAGCGUCCGCGGUCUUGCUCUGCGGCCUGUCUUUGACAGCCACGGGAGGCGGCCCGCCGGCAGCAGCGCUCUGGCCCGGCUUGACCAACGUGGCAGGAGGGAAAUCGCUCGUGAAGUUCGUGGUCAGCUACUGCGGCAUUGUAUCGGCCCACACGCACCCGAAUGCAGCUGAGUGGAACACAGUCAUCAGUGGCUCCGGUCAGGUGUCCUUCUAUCGUGUGAACACGGGUAAGGCUCCCCAACUGGUGACUGUCGACGUAAAGAAAGGAGACACCUUUGUGUUUCCCCGGGGCUCUGUGCACUGGUGGGUGAACUACAGCCCCACUGAGCAGCUAGCGACUGUUGGGGGCUUCUCUGCUGCCUUUCCGGACACGUCCCUUUUGUCGGAGCUGUUUCGCGAGACGGCGGAUGCCUUCCCCUUUGUGAACGAGGCAGUGUUGGGGGAAGGCUUCGUGCCAGCUGAAGCAACUGCAGGUGCCAACCUUUUUCCUCUCCUCCCGAACCGCAAGCCAGCCAACUGCGGAGGUGAGACUCCAUGCAGAUCAUGCGUGUAA
Symbiodinium natans is the source of this 1989-nucleotide messenger RNA. NCBI's taxonomy places the organism in Eukaryota, Dinophyceae, Suessiales, Symbiodiniaceae. The record is from the annotation of a GenBank genome assembly.